This is a messenger RNA of Trichoderma virens Gv29-8, 894 nucleotides long. RefSeq lists its product as uncharacterized. Lineage: Eukaryota; Fungi; Ascomycota; Sordariomycetes; Hypocreales; Hypocreaceae. The transcript has 3 exons. Gene Ontology annotation, molecular function: protein binding. The coding region runs from base 1 to 894 and encodes 297 amino acids. The record is from RefSeq and is a predicted model, not a curated record.
AUGGGCUGCUGCUUCUCUCGUUCCGCGGGUCCAAACUCGCCCUAUCCCGGAGGCGUUCCCGAUGCCUCUUCUCGCGCCAUCAACCCGCCGCCCUUGAGCUUGCCUGAGGGCAUCAUAUCCAGCAACCCGCAAGCCGCUGCUCUGAGUCACCACCGCCGCCGCCGGGACCCGCGCCCUCUCGACCAGCACAUCAACAGGCCGCUGCGCCGACACCAGUGGACCUCUACACAGCGAGUGUGGACUCGCCGCGACCUUGUCAAGGAGCGCGCCGAGUUCUUCGACACCAGAGUCGUCUGCCGGCCCGAGAUCUGGCAGACGCUGCAUGCCGCGCUGCAGGUGCUGUGGGAGUCCAACCCGGAGGAUUCCCAGGACGAGGACAAUGCUCUAGCUACGGCGCAGACCAUUCUCACAGCUGCCGAGAUCUCGCUCCCGACGGGCAAUCUCGUCAACGGUGCGUACGACGCUCUGGGCAACUUGUAUGCGCUGCCCGAAUGGGUCGUGGCAGACCCGGAAAACCUAGCGGACGACAGAGACCCGGAUGCCAAGGGCGACACAUCGACGGCGGGCGAAGAAACUGCCGGGGAGGACGAUGACGUUGACUCAGAGGAGGCCGAGAGGAGAAGGGAAGAAAAGGGCAAGGGAGUGCUGGAUGAGCGGGAGAUGGUUACUCUCCGUGCACGGCUGAGCGAGACGGGCCGGGACAUCAAGGUCAACGUGGCCAAGACAGACAGCGUACGGACUGUCAUUAAGAGGAUUACAGAGCUGUCAUCGCUUCCCUCAGACAAGAAAAUCCGCCUGGCCUACAUGGGCAAGAUGCUCAAGGAGAACUCUUCCCUCGAGGCCCAGGGCUGGCACGUCGGCCACGUCAUAAACGCCUUGGUCUUCAACCGAUGA